Molecule: messenger RNA, 1119 nt
Organism: Schistocerca cancellata (South American locust)
Lineage: Eukaryota; Metazoa; Arthropoda; Insecta; Orthoptera; Acrididae
Exons: 3
Coding region: 12-725 (237 amino acids)
Source: RefSeq, a predicted model, not a curated record
GCGAGUAGAGAAUGAGACGGGGAGAGACGGAGAGGAAGCGCAGAGGCAGGGGCGGCACGCAGAGGGCGCUGGCGGCGUGUGUGCUGUGUGUUCUGUGGGUGCUGCUGGCAUCUGCCGUGGGGGCCGCCACUGUCGCCGACCCUGCAGCGGACCCCUCGCACGCCACGCGCUGGCUGGACCAGCUCGUCACGCCGCUGAGAAACGUCUCUCUGUCGCAGAUACUCGGCCGUUGGUUUGAAGUAGAAGAAGUGCGAAAUUUUGCGCUGCAGCCCAUAGACCUUUGCGAGACAUUCGACUUUUUCCGGAGUUCCGACAAUGGCACGGUGCUGUUGAACCAGUCCCUCAGCAGGGGCUCUGAAUCGUUCGACCUGAAGGAACUGACCGUUCUGCCCGACGCUUCCUGGAUGGUUAACAGAUACCAGGUGGGAUACAAGGUGCUAGACGUAUCCGCUGACGGCGGCCUGCUGUCGCUGGCCUCGUGCAACAAGUUCGCCCAGCAGUGCUACGGCGUGAUCCUGGCGCGCGACUUCAACGUGACUGGCCGCGACGCCGAGCUGCUGGCGGCUCACCGCGGCCUGGCGCGGGCCGGCCUCAACGACACCGCCCUGGGCCACCGCCAGCACCCCGACGCCUGCAGCCAGGGAGGGGUGGGCGCAGGCGCAGGGGCAGGCGCCGGAGCCGCAGCGGGAGACGGCGCCCUGCAGCCCGUGCGCUACGACGUCUGACUUCUCGCCGCCGCCGCUGGCGCUGGCGCUGCCGCCUACCAGCACGUGGUCCACCCGCGCCCUCGAAACAGCAGCACGUGGUACUUGCUGUUACAGCAGACGUCGUAUUUUACUACUGCUGCAGUCCGUGCUAAAAACAAAACUAUGUUGCUGCUCGAAUCACAAGUUACACAUCUCUAGGCAAAUUAAAUUUAGAACUCUCAUUAACAUUUCGUGUAUGUACUGAAAACAAAUUUUGGGGCUACCUGUCCGCAUAUAACCGUUUUAUAAUUCACUGUACUUACUAACUGUGAAUCUCGCACCGAAAGCACUGUAUAAUAGAUCUGAAAUAAAAUGGUCUGUUUUACUAUGGCACUAAACGCCAAACAUAAAUAAACUGCACUAUUACACCAUG